Messenger RNA from Cyanidioschyzon merolae strain 10D, 750 nucleotides. RefSeq names its product small GTP-binding protein of Rab family. The record is from RefSeq and is a predicted model, not a curated record. The transcript has a single exon. Gene Ontology annotation, molecular function: GTPase activity; GTP binding. NCBI's taxonomy places the organism in Eukaryota, Rhodophyta, Bangiophyceae, Cyanidiales, Cyanidiaceae. Bases 1 to 750 code for a protein of 249 amino acids.
AUGUCGACCUCUCCGAUCCUUUUGAAACUGGUCAUCCUGGGUGACUCUGGAGUAGGCAAGACUUCGUGUCUGGAGCGUUUCGUUAAUCGACGCUUCUCGCUGCAGUACAAGGCCACCAUCGGAGCCGAUUUUUUAACGAAAGAACUGGAACUUUUUGACGAUAGCCCCUGCGACGAAGGCGUCACUGCUCCCAAAGAAAAAACAGGAACGUCGGAGCCUGGAGGCGCUGGUGUAGCGACUUGCGAGUUCAGCACCGAAGCGUGCGGAAGAAGACGGCAAGUGUGUCUGCAAAUCUGGGAUACGGCCGGACAAGAACGAUACCAGUCACUUGGUGCUGCAUUCUAUCGUGGUGCAGACGGUUGCGCCCUCAUGUUCGACUUUAGCGAGGCCAGUUCGCUCGCGAGUGUAACGUCGUGGCGCGAAGAGUUUCUGUUGCUAGCGGCACCACCAGCUGCGUCUACGUUUCCAUUUGUGCUUCUGGGAAACAAGGUCGACCUUGUGCGCUCCCAAACAUCGGUAUACGAAGCCACUCGCGAGCAUGCGCUUUCGUGGUGUGCCGCUCAUCACGCGAUACCAUUUUUUGAGACCAGCGCUCUCGAGAAUACGGGCAUUGACCGAGCCAUGACGACGCUGGCGCGAACAGCGCUUCUCUAUCACGAACAGGUGCACAAAGCAGCCGGCUAUGAACCAGAUGCCAUUCUCGAUUCCCUGCAAAACAACCGGGCGGCAGCGAAUAACUGCGCGUGUUAG